GUAUUUGCCUGCCUGAUGUUGGGGGGGCCGAGGUUUGAAGGUCACCCUGGUCCUGCAGUUUCCGCAUGUGUAAGUAUAUUCAAAGCAACAUCAAAACACUUGUCUCACGUUCAUCAGGAUAAACACCCGUGAGCAGGCAGUCUGAUAGGAGUCUGGUAAACAUUGGUGGGCCAUGUGGGGCAGCCAGGCCUGCAUUGUCAGGCUCUCCUUAAUCGCAUCCUUGACCCUUGUCGCUUGUCUGCCCUCCCCCCUCAGAGGUACACACCAUGCUGGAUGCCCUCCUGCCUCCCGACACUUACUUCCGCUUCAACCCAUUCAUGACUGAGGACGUGCCGCUAGACGAGAGCCGCCAGGAGAAGCUGGACUGGCUGCAGAACGAGGGCCUGCGCUACCUGGAACGCAACGAGGACAAGCUGAGGAAGGCGGCCAGCAUCCUGACGCAGGAGAAGAGCGCCAUCCAGAGGCUGGCCGAGUGGGUGAAGCUGAAGGGGGACAUGUAUGAUGGGCUGCCCUUCUUCUCUAAGCUGUAGGCAGGCAGCGGGGACCCGCCGGGGCCGGAGGGUGGUCCUUGGGGGGCCGGGUGGGUCCCUAUGUGGCUUUGGCCCCCAGCUUGGAUGAUGGGCUCUAGUUCGCUGCAUUCGGGGCCAUGCUUCCAGAAGUUUGAAGGCUCUGGAUACUUUGAGGACCACUUGAAUGGCACUUAGUAUAGAACCCACGGCACUUUGUCGUUUUUUACGGUCUGAUAUUUCCAUAUAAACUACUUGCUAUUUAUUUGAAA
This is a messenger RNA of Paramormyrops kingsleyae, 778 nucleotides long. The record is from RefSeq and is a predicted model, not a curated record. Lineage: Eukaryota; Metazoa; Chordata; Actinopteri; Osteoglossiformes; Mormyridae.